GAGGACGAAGCUUGCCUGGAAGGCUGGAACCGACCUUUUCCUUUUCCAAGUAGGACCUCUUCCACCCUUCAAUGGUUUCACCGAACCACUCAUGCAGUGGCUUCUGAUACUCGCUUUGUCCUCACAGAAUUCCGCAGCGGGUAAGCGUCGCACCGCCGCCGCCGUCGUCUGCCGUCUGAAUUAUGAGUCUGGAGUGUGUGUAUGGGGUUGUGUUUCUUCCUCCUUCUACUGCCCACCGGCGGGUUGUUGUUUCCCGCCACCACCGCCAUCGGUUGUGGAAACGCCGCCGUUUCAAGGGAGUAAUUGUCGGGUGCCAAGUGAAUCCGACGCCUUCAUCCUCUCCGUUUGAUGACCUCUUCCAAAGCUUGCUGUCCCAGUUUCCUUCUGUGAGCUCGCUGAAUUACAUAGCGCCGGCGCUCGGCGUGGCCUCCGGUCUCGCGCUGUUUUUCACUUCACAUUCACGGAAGUUGCUUUCAAACUCUAGGAUAGAAAAUGAUCGCAAUCGUUAUAUCGGGGAGUGGGUCUUGUUCACCAGCCCGACGCCGUUUAACCGAUUUGUGACGUUGCGAUGCCCUUCGAUUUGUUUUCCUGAGAGUGAAUUAUUGGAGGAUUUGAACGAAAAGCUCAUCAAAGAGGAAAGGCUCUAUGUGAAGCUGGACAGUGGGAGAAUGAUGCAAGUGGGGAAGAGUGAGGGUGACGUUGAGGAGAAGAUGGCGUAUCAGAGAAUCUGUGUAGUUACGGAGGAUGGUGGUGUCCUGUCAUUGGAUUGGCCAGCGAAUUUGGAUAUGGAGGAAGAACGGGGAUUGGAUACUACGGUGUUGAUUGUCCCGGGGACUGCAGAAGGCAGUAAUGAGAGGAAAAUCAAGGCAUUUGUAUUGGAGUGUCUGAGGAGAGGCAGUUUUCCCGUUGUCAUGAAUCCAAGAGGAUGUGCAGGAUCACCGCUGACUACACCACGGUUAUUUACAGCUGCUGACAGUGAUGACAUCUCCACAGCCGUACAAUAUAUAAACAAGAAAAGGCCAUGGACAACAUUAAUGGGAGUUGGCUGGGGGUAUGGUGCAAAUAUGUUGACAAAGUACCUGGCAGAAUUUGGAGAGAGGACACCUCUUACAGCUGCAACUUGCAUAGAUACUCCUUUCGACUUGGAGGAAUUCACAAGGUCCUCUAUUUAUCAUAUGGAUUUUGAGCAGAGCCAUGUAGAUGGCUUUAUCAAGAUACUAAAAUGUAACAAGGAAUUGUUUCAAGGUCAAGGGAAAGGAUUUGAUGUUGAAAAGGCCUUGUCAGCACCUUCAGUUCGGGAGUUUGAGCAAUCAAUUUCCAUGGUGUCUUAUGGAAUUGAUUCCAUUGAACAGUUUUACGCAACAUGUAGCACCCGAGAUGUAGUUGGCAAAGUGAAAAUUCCUGUUCUUUUUAUACAGAACGAUGACUCAAAAGUUCCACUGUUUUCUAUUCCACGGAGUAUGAUAGCAGAGAACCCAUUUACGAGCUUGCUUCUAUGUUCUCACUCAUCUAGAAACAGUAUGGGCAGCAGAUUAAGGUUCUCUUGGUGCCAGAGCCUCACUUUAGAGUGGCUCACAGCUGUGGAGCUUGGACUUUUAAAAGGUCGCCAUCCACUUUUGAAUGAUGUUGAUGUCACUAUAAAUCCUUCAAGAGGUUUGGCACUGGUGGAAAGAAAGUCUAAUAAAAGAGGGAAAUCUGACAAGCUCUUGAAUCAAGCUAAUGGAAAUUCUCCAUUGACAAUUUUUGAAGAAAAUGGUACAGGCACAAGCAUUCUGUCAAGACCUAUGAAAGGUACCAGAGAACCUCCUGGCAUAUCUAAAGGAUUGCCAAAAGAGGACAGAAAUGUAGGAAACCAUUCUAGUGCAUCUAUUGAUGCAGCGACUGAGGAUAAUGGUUCUGAUAAUGAAAGAGGGCAAGUACUACAAACUGCACAAGUGGUUAUGAAUAUGCUUGAUGUGACUAUGCCUGGUACUCUUUCUGAUGAAGAGAAAAUGAAGGUACUUAAUGCUGUGGGUCAAGGUGAGACAUUGGUUAAAGCAUUGCAAGAUGCUGUGCCAGAAGAUGUUCGUGGAAAGCUCACUGCAGCUGUUUCUGGAAUUAUGCAGAGUCAGGGAUCAAAUGUGAAGUUUGAUAAACUUUUAAAUCUUGGAAACUUCCCUGAUGUGGCAUCAGGAUUGAACUCAAAAUUUCUUGAAAAAAUGAGAAAGACGAAAGCAAAUGGUGAUGGAGAUGUCAGUUCUUUGGGCAAAAGGGUAACAGCUAAUAGCCCUGAAGAUGGUUCCUUAAAAUCUGAUCACAACUCAGACAAGCCUUCUGGUGAUACUGAUUCAGAGAAGCAAUCAUUAGAUACUCCACCAAAACCAUCUGAUUCAGGUACUGAUCAAUCCACAAGUGACCAGGGAAGCAAUAAUCCAAAUUUAGAAAAGGGAAUCCUGAAUGAAGGUUCUGAAGAUGAGCAAUUCUUAGGGGGUAGGUCUGCCCAGACUUUUGAUAAGAAAAGUGCACCAGAAAUAAAAGCUGAUGGAGAGGUUUCUAGCAUGUUAGGACCUAGUGAGUCUAAUGGUACUGUUUCCGACCAAACAGGAGUGGAAAAGAGGGACGGAAAGGAUCAUUCAGGUUCUAUGGAGGAGAAUAAUGUUCAGAAAAAUGAUUUUUCUUCUGAUCAUCAUGAGUCGGGAUCUCAUGGUAUAGAGGAUGAACAUUCUGCUCCAUCCUCUCCCUCUGAAGCGCAAAUAACGGGAAAUGAAGCAGAAAGUAGUCAAAGCAAGCAAGGCAGUUGUCCAAAACCUCUUCAAAGUGAAAGUAACAACAGUACUCCUCACUUUAGUGUUUCUGAGGCCUUAGAUGCAUUAACAGGUUUUGAUGAUUCCACCCAAGCUGCUGUUAAUAGUGUAUUCAAUGUAAUUGAGGGCGUGAUAGAUCAGUUGGAUGUGGAAAAGAACUCUGAGGACCAUAAUGCAGAAGAUAAAGGAAGUGAGGACGUAAAGGAAAGGAGUGAAGGCUCUGUAGCUAAAAAUGAUUUGACAAACAAUGAUUCUGAAUCUGCAAAAACAUCAGAUCUCAGGAGUAAUGACAAUGCUCAAUCUGAUAAAUCAGAAGGUGCUAUUCUGUAUGAUCCGGAAGGCGCAUCAUACAAGUAUGAACAGCAGAAUAGUGCAAGUCAUAGUGAUAGUAGAAGGGGCCAGCUGGGGACUGAGUAUGAAACCAGUUUUGUGCCAGCAACUGGAAAGCACCCAGAAAAGGAUUUUAUAAAAUAUUUGAACGCUAGUGUCCCAGGUCGCUUGACUCUUCCAUAUGACGACCCACUUUACAAAGAAUACCUCAAAACAUACCGUAAUUGGAUGACGAGAAAUGCACAGCCUUUUGAUGUGGCUAAAAAGUCAACUUUACAUCUUGACUACAUUCCAGAAGAAGGUAAGUGGAAGCUUUUAGAUCAGACAGAAGACAAUAGUGCUUAUAUUAGUGAAGAUGAUUAUAGAGAAGACCUGAAUGUCCCUCAUCAAAGAUCCAAGCAUAUUGAUACAGUUGUUGAACCCUCUUAUGUAAUAUUGGAUUCAAGUAUUCCACCUGACCGAAGCCAAGACUCUAAAGCAGAUGUUGUUCUCAAUAAUGAUUUUGGUUGUAAUGCAACCAAAAUUGAAGACUCAAUUCUUUUUGUCAAAACUAUCAUCUUAAAAUGUUUAAUUGUAGAAGUCGGUCGUAGGGUCAAUGCAGUUGACACAGAAGAAAUGGAGCUGAGACUUGCUGGUGAAAUGGAAUAUGUUGCAAAUUCUGUAUCCGAGGAAGCAGGGAAAGAAAAUAUACAUAUGUGUGUAGGGAGUGACACCAUACAGGAAAAGCUUGGGACCCUUCACGGGGAGAAGAUAGUAAGAGUUAUUUCAUCUGCAUUACAGGAAACCCAAUUUUUGAAAAGAAUAUUGCCUGUUGGUGUUGUUGUGGGCUCUAGUUUAGCUGCACUCAGAAAGUUCUUUGAUGUUGCUGCAUUGGAUUGUAAUGAAGAAAAUUUUUUACCAAUUGAAGAUGCUGGUAUAUCUACCGAUAGAUUUGUUCAAGUCCAUGAGAAGGAGACUUCCCCAAUUUUAUUAAAUAAAAGAGAACAUAAGGAUUGUCCUUCCAAUUCAAUUGUUAAAGAAGGGGACAACAGUGAUCAUCAAAGUUCUAAUAACAAGAACGAAGUUAUGGUUGGUGCUGUUACUGCUGCUCUGGGUGCUUCUGCUUUGCUUGUUCACCAGCAGAAUACAGAAACAGCUCAAACUUCAAAGGAUCCUCUCAGUGAUCAACAAAGUGCAGGCCUGUCACAGACCCCUGAGAAAACACAUAAUAUAGUCACAAGUCUUGCAGAGAAAGCAUUAUCUGUUGCUAGUCCUGUGGUGCCUUUAAAGGAAGAUGGGGGAGUGGAUCAAGAAAGGCUGGUGAACAUGCUUGCAGAACUAGGACAAAGGGGGGGAAUUUUGAAACUUGUUGGUAAAGUUGCUUUGCUUUGGGGUGGAAUACGUGGUGCAAUGAGUUUGACUGACAAACUCAUCUCAUUUUUGCAUAUUGCCGAACGUCCACUGUUUCAGAGGAUCUUAGGUUUUGUUUCCAUGGUGCUUCUUCUCUGGUCACCUGUUGUGAUUCCAAUGCUACCUACCCUAAUGCAAAACUGGUCCACGCAAAGCCACUUUAAAAUUGCAGAGUUUGCUUGCAUUGCCAGCCUCUAUGUCUCUGUCUUGAUUAUGAUUGCAUUAUGGGGAAAAAGAAUCCGCAAAUAUGAUGAUCCUCUACUGCAAUAUGGAAUGGAUUUGGCUUCGGUUCCAAAGCUUGAGAAUUUUCUAAAGGGUUUGAUUGGAGGAUUCAUCCUUGUUGUGUCAAUACAUGCUGUGAACUCCUCACUUGGCUUUGCUCAUCUCCGCUGGCCAGACGCUCUGUCUUCAUCUUCUUCAGAACCUGUAGCGUUGAUUAAGGCAUAUGCAUGGAUGCUUAUAAAAGUUGUUAAAGGAAUAGCAACUGCAACUGCUGUUUCAGUUGUGGAGGAAUUGCUCUUCAGAUCAUGGCUACCUGAGGAAAUUGCUUCCGACUAUGGAUAUCACCAAGGGAUAAUCAUCUCAGGACUAAUAUUUGCUUUAUCUCAAAGGUCAAUGUGGGAAAUCCCUGGGCUAUUGCUACUAUCUCUGAGUCUAUCAGGAGCUCGGCAACGAAAUGAAGGUGGUCUCUCACUACCAAUUGGACUUCGUACAGGCAUUCUAGCAUCUAAUUUCAUGUUGAAAUCCGGUGGUUUUCUGUCCUACCGACCAAAUCUUGAAACAUGGGUCACCGGUGGCCACCCUUUUCAACCAUUUAGCGGUGUGGUCGGUCUCGCCUUCUCUUUUGUUUUGGCAGUUAUUCUCUAUCCCAGGCAGGCACUUUAUAAUAAAAACACCAGGCCUAUCCGAGGGUAACUUCUGCUCCAUGUAAAAGCUUUUCCCAAAUGUAUAUAUUCACACGCACACUGUGGCUUCCAUGUUCAAACAUUACAAAAAGAAAGAUUACUUAUACACACCUCUUUGGAACUGAAAGUUCAUACAAAAAAAGUGUAAAUGCUUUCAGUUG
Andrographis paniculata is the source of this 5568-nucleotide messenger RNA. RefSeq lists its product as uncharacterized. The record is from RefSeq and is a predicted model, not a curated record. NCBI's taxonomy places the organism in Eukaryota, Viridiplantae, Streptophyta, Magnoliopsida, Lamiales, Acanthaceae. Gene Ontology annotation, biological process: CAAX-box protein processing. Gene Ontology annotation, cellular component: membrane. Gene Ontology annotation, molecular function: metalloendopeptidase activity. The coding region runs from base 183 to 5417 and encodes 1744 amino acids. The transcript has 11 exons.